Molecule: messenger RNA, 888 nt
Organism: Pocillopora verrucosa
Lineage: Eukaryota; Metazoa; Cnidaria; Anthozoa; Scleractinia; Pocilloporidae
Source: RefSeq, a predicted model, not a curated record
AUGGCUUCAACUUCUGGAAGUGAAUUUGUAGUAAAUUCGGCUGCAGAGACUUCUCAAAACGUGGAUUUAGUGUUCGUAGACGAAGAUGAAAUGCCAUUGACUUCUGUAGCUAUAGGCACGGCAUAUUUAGAGCGAGAGUCUGACGAGGAAAUUGACUCAGACUUUUAUCAGACUGACUCUGAGGCUGAAGAAAGUGACGAAAAUGAAGAAUUACAACAAGCAGGUCCUCCCAGGAAGCGGAGACGUAUAGCACAGGGAGAAAACGAUGUUGUGGGCGAUCCUGUUUGGGUAGAAGACAUCAGGACGCAUUCAGACCUGCCUUUCACCCAACCCACGGGGCCUAAAGUUCGAAUGGGAGCGGAUCAAAAAGACCCAGGAAAAGAUGAUGAUCAACCAGAUCUGAGCAUGAUGGAUUUCCGGAUUCUGGUAAUCAGAGGUUUACAUGGUGGAAGGAGCUACAAGAUUGCCCCCACAGCUGCUGCACCUCAAAUAUCAAGAUUGAAUCUGUCUUUGGGACACUUCCCAGUCAAAGUUGACAAACGGUGUGCUUGUAAAGUUCACCUGCAGCGAGUGUUGACUUCAUACAAGUGUGGACUGUGUGGAGUCCACAUGUGCCCCAGCCCUUGUUUUGAGAAGUACCACACCCUCCAAGACUAUUUGUAUGAUGAUCCUGAAUAUGGAGCAGCAACCCCACUUCUGAAACCUUAGAAUCCUGGCAGGCCUUUUGCAAGAGGAAGACCUAGGCAGAUGAGGCAGUGAACUCUCCUAUAAGUAGCGGAACAUUGACCAUUGGUUGUCAAAAACUGUUCACUUAUUGCUGUUGUUGUGACACACCAUUGCCAACAGCAUACUGACAUUGUAGCACUGGUAUGUCCAACUCCAUGCUUA